Molecule: messenger RNA, 1451 nt
Organism: Antrostomus carolinensis (chuck-will's-widow)
Lineage: Eukaryota; Metazoa; Chordata; Aves; Caprimulgiformes; Caprimulgidae
Gene: ACP2
Product: acid phosphatase 2, lysosomal
Exons: 9
Coding region: 1-1014 (337 amino acids)
Biological process (GO): dephosphorylation; lysosome organization
Cellular component (GO): lysosome
Molecular function (GO): acid phosphatase activity
Source: RefSeq, a predicted model, not a curated record
AUGAAAGCGAUCCUGUCCAAUGAGUACAGGAUCUUCACCCGCAGCACAGACUACGAUCGGACGCUGAUGAGUGCGGAGGCCAAUCUGGCAGGCCUGUAUCCCCCAGAGGGACAAGAGAUGUUCAACCCUAACAUUUCCUGGCAGCCUAUCCCUGUGCACACAGUGCCCGAGUCCGAGGAAAGGCUACUGAAGUUUCCUUUGACCCGCUGUCCACGGUAUGAACAGCUGCAGAAUGAAACGCGGCACUCAGCAGAAUACGUAAAUAAAACCAAAGAGAAUUGGCAAUUCCUGCAGAUGGUGGCAAAUGAGACUGGGAUCCGGGAUGUCUCUCUCGAGUAUGUUUGGAGUGUGUAUGACACACUGUUCUGUGAACAAGUACACAAAAUGGAUUUGCCUGUCUGGGUGACACCAGCUGUCAUGACUCAAUUGAAGCAACUAAAAGACUUUGGUUUUGAAUUUCUGUUUGGGAUCCACAAUCGGGUAGAAAAAGCUCGUCUGCAAGGCGGGGUCCUGCUGGAUCAUAUAAGGAAGAAUCUAACCAAAGCAGCAAAUCUAUCUGCCCACCAAAACCUGAAACUACUUGCUUAUUCAGCGCAUGACACCACACUUGUGGCACUGCAGAUGGCUCUAGAUGUCUACAACAAGAUUCAAGCACCAUACGCCUCAUGUCAUUUAUUUGAGCUGUACCAAGAGGAUGAUGGUAACUUCUCUGUGGAGAUGUUUUUCCGGAAUGAGAGUGGGAAGGAACCUUUCCCACUGACAAUCCCUGGCUGUCAGCAGAAAUGCCCACUGCAAAGAUUCUUGGAACUCACAGAUCCUGUUGUUCCCCAAGACUGGGAGCGAGAAUGCCAGGUAGCAAGCAGCAUGCACGACACAGAACUGUUUGUGGGUCUGGCUGUGUGUGGAUCCAUUCUCCUUCUCCUUACAAUCCUCCUCUUGACUGUUCUCUUCCGCAUACAGUCUCAGCCCCCCGGCUACCGGCAUGUUUCCAACGAGGGAGAAGAGCAGGCCUGACAGUUGCCUCAACUCCUCCCCAGGUGGUAGGAGGGAGCAGCGUUGCCCUUAAGGAUGAUUGGGCACCUUCGGUUACUGAGCGUUCUUCUGCUUUGGCCACUGCUUCCCAGGAUGAAGCUGGACUUGAUUUUUGGAUGCUUUCUAAAGGUGAUGUCCCAGCAAGAGAGGACUGAGAUGCUCUAAUGGAAAUGACACCUUAAUUCUGAAGCCAGUACACUGUGUGGUGCCCCCAGUCCUCAUACAGCGUACCUAGUCUGGGAUUCCCAACAUGGCCAGUUGGAGCUGGUCAAAAAUUUUCCUCCUUUCAGUGAUUGUAAAUGCUACCACUCCCCAUGACUGUCACAGAGGAACUUGGGCCUUCAGCAGCUGCCACAUCCAGUGCAGUCAGGAGCUGCAUCCCUCUUCAGGGCCAACCUGCUUUGAGUGCUUUUCUCUCA